GCUUUCCGACGCUGCUCCUUGAUCAUGAGUGAAUGCACUUUGUCCUCACACUAUAUACAUGGAUCCGGUCACCCAUCUUGUGGGCUGAGAUGGUUUCUUUGCAAGGCGUCGAUGCAUGGAGAGAGGAAGCCGAACUCACAUUGGCUGCCUCCCGGCAUACAUAGCCACAAUGCAAAGAAACCAUGACAGCCCGAGAGAUGCGAAAAUGGAUCAACUGACCAACGACCGUUGACUCACGCCACAGACGGACAAAGAAGCCCCGUCGAAAACCGAUAAAACGUGUCAUUGUGUCUUCAAUCCCUUCAUCCGCCCUCUCCCCUCUUGGUCAGCAGAGCUUUGGCCGCCCUUGACACAGACGGCCGCCCCAGCACCUCCGACAUAAACGCCCCAGCGUCGAUCACUCCGUCAAGGUCGACGCCCGUGUGGAUGCCCAGCCCAUGCAGCAUGUACAGCACGUCCUCAGUGGCCACGUUGCCGAGAGCGCCCUUGCAGUAGGGACACCCGCCGAGGCCCGCUGUGCUGCUGUCGAUGACUGCGAUGCCGUAUUGGAGGGCGGUGAGGAUGUUGGCCAGCGCCUGGCCGUACGUGUCGUGGCAGUGCAUCGCCAGACGCUCGAAGGGCAGGCCUUCAGCCGACAGGGCCUGCAGCAGGCGAUCGGCAUGACCUGCCACAAAAGAGACCAUAUCAGGUCCAUCAACGAAUAUGAGUGUGCGUUGGCCUCACCAGCUGUGCCGACUCCCAGAGUGUCGCCCAGGGAGACCUCAUAGCAGCCCGCCUCGAGCAGCCGCCGCACCACAGGCACCACUUGGGACGGCUCCAUAGCGCCCUCGUACGGGCACCCCAGCACCACAGAGCAUGAACCCCUCACCCUGAUGCCGUCAGCCGCCGCAUGCUCAAAGAUGGGGCGGAAUCGGUCGAAGCUCUCGUCGAUGGAACAGUUGAUGUUCUUCUGGCAGAAAGACUCGGUCGCUGCGGUGAAGAUGUUGACCUCGGUGGCGCCGGCCGCCCUGGCGGCCUCAUAGCCCUUCAGGUUGGGCACCAGCACCUGACACACAGACGGGGCGGCAGCAGCAAAGCCACAAUGGUGUGGUCUUCCGUGCAGUGGAAUUGGUUGUAUGCCUACAGGGUAUGUGACGCCUUGCCUCCUGUCGAUGCCGGCCAUGACCUCCUUGUGGUCGCCCAUUUGCGGCACCCACUUGGGGCUGACGAAAGCAGUCGCCUCAAUGGUCCGCAAACCAGUGCCUGGUGGCAACGCAACACACAAGAUCCACAGACAGGCAGAUCACAACAGUCAAGGUGUAUCGUUGCAUCGCCCUUGCAUUACCUGAGAGCCGAUUUAUGAAUUCAAUCUUCUUGGCCGUGUCGACAACGGUCUUUUCAUUCUGCAGGCCGUCCCUAGCGCCGACCUCCACCACUCGGACAGAUGCAGGGAGGCGGUCCCAGCCCCGGUGGGCCACAGCAGUUGAUGAGAAGCAGCGAUGUCGCCGCAAAGGAUCAAUCCGCCGCGCGAGAGGGACCAGCGAGCUCUUCCAGAGCACACCGCGGGAAUGGUACAUGGUGGACAGGGGCUGCUAGUCAGAGGAAGCCGCAAAGACAGGUUGCAUCGUCAAAUCUUCAUCCAUUUUCGACAGAUCUUCG
Molecule: messenger RNA, 1638 nt
Organism: Vitrella brassicaformis
Lineage: Eukaryota; Vitrellaceae
Source: the annotation of a GenBank genome assembly